UCUUUCCCAAUUUCCUCAUUCUCUACUCUCACGACCUUUUCAAACACACAGUCUUAUAACUCUUUCGCUCUCUUCUUGUUUUUUUUUCCUUUCUCAAAUUCCUUGUUUGAAUUUUGUUGAAGGAAAAAAAAAUUAAGGGUUUUGGUGAUGGGGUUUUAAUUCGAUGGACUCAUGUGUACCGUAAAACCCCCCGACUUCCAAUGACGUCUAACGCCGGCGCCGUUAACAACCCCAAACGGAAGCUCGACGAUUAUGCCUCUGACGACUUAGUACCACCACCCUCCGCCGUCAGGAUGAGAAAAGACCAAUUUACCCUUACUUCCUUCACCGAUGAUUCCCGUCCACGUCAUCACUCUCCGUCUUCAUCCUCGACGCCUUCAUCUUCAUCGUCAUCAUCGAUGACGCCGUCCUCAUCUUCGCUGGCGUCAUCCUCCGGCCGUCUUCAGUUCUUCGUCCGGUUAUUAUCCGGCGGCAACACUUUAGUGCUUCAAACCGAGUCAACUGACUCAGUGAAAUCAGUUCACGAAAAAAUUCAAUUCAUAACGGGAAUACCGAUAAUCGAGCAGCGAUUAAUAUACAGGGGGAAACAGUUACAGUGGGAGCAAACGCUAGUCGAAUGCGAGGUCCAAAACGACGCCGGAUUACAACUCGUCGGCCGAAUGCGGAGCACGGGACAUCCGCAAGCGUGGCAGCUGAUCAACGACUUGGUUUCUCAAAUUUUCGACCUCUGCAAAGGCCAAAACCCUAGGCCUUCGAGUCGUAUAAAGACGAGGCUCACGGAGUUUCUCACGAUGACGCCACGUAACGACGCUGAACAAGCCGCCGAACACCUCCAGAUUUUCCUCUCCUCGUGUGCUCCCGCAGCUCUCGUAAUGCUUUACAUGUCUCAAGCGAAGGUAAACAAAGAUACUGCUGAUGAAUCGAUUCGUCAGUUUGUUAAUUCGAGUAAGACUGUUUUGCCUAAACCUAUAUAUAUGCAAUGUGCGCCUAUAGUGUUAGAAUUUUGUAAGUUGUUAAGUGGAGCUGCUGGUGUUGAUGAUUCGUUGUAUGGCCUUUGUCGGAGUAGUUUAGGGGGUAUAGUAGAGUCCGUUGGGAUUUCGAGGUGGGAGAGUAAUGGUAAGGAUGUGAUAGCAUUGGUAGAUAUUUUCCCGUUCGUCCGCGAGCUAGGGGUUAAGUUAUCACGUGCUUUGGAUCCGAGUAUGGAAUCAUUGAACGCCUUUAUGGGGCCAUCUUUGAAUGAUGUGCGUGAUUUUACUGCGUUUAUGCGUCCUGUCAGGAAUGUGAUAGGGGAUCAUGUAGCUAUUUGUAGUCCGAUCGCUUUCCCGUUGCAGGAGGAAUGCGGCACCAGUGAAGGGGGAAGCAAAAGAUAUGGAAUGCCGUAUUACAGAGAGCAGAUUAAAUGUUUGCAUGAUAUUUACUUUGAUUUGCUGGAGAAACUGGAGCUGUGUUUGAAGAAAAUGGAAGAACAUUUUGUUGGGAAAGAGAAAGGAGAAGGUGAGCCCUUCGCACUUGGGUGGUCUCAGUAUCUUGCAAUUCUGAAGGAGAUAAAUGGUAUUUCAAAGCUUUUUAAGGGCUCGGAGGACGAGUUUUGGAAAAAAAUAAUUCAAAGAAGGGUUUCGUUGUGUUUUCUGAUUGUUAAAUUUGCUAAAAGAUCUGAAGAUCAUCGGUGGAUACUGGAGCACAAGGAAGUAACUAAUUUUGAGGCGAGGAGGCAUUUGGCCAUGAUGAUGCUUCCAGAAGUGAAGGACGAGUACGAGGAGCUUCAUGAGAUGCUCAUUGACCGCUCACAGUUGCUAUCAGAAUCUUUUGAGUACAUUGCACAUGCAGAUCCUGAGUCACUCCGUGGUGGCUUAUUUAUGGAAUUCAAGAAUGAAGAAGCUACGGGGCCUGGUGUCUUAAGGGAGUGGUUUUUCUUGGUAUGUCAAGCAAUCUUCAACCCUCAAAAUGCUCUGUUUGUUGCUUGCCCAAAUGACCGUAGAAGGUUUUUUCCAAAUCCAACAUCUAAGGUGGACCCUUUGCACCUUGAGUAUUUUAGCUUCUCUGGCAGGGUAAUUGCUUUGGCCUUAAUGCAUAAAAUACAAGUUGGUGUUGUUUUUGAUCGCGUGUUCUUUUUACAAUUGUCGGGCAAGAAUAUUUCAUUAGAUGACAUAAGGGAUGCAGAUCCAUACUUGUAUAGCAGCUGCAAGCAGAUAUUGGAGAUGGAUCCAGAGAUGGUGGAUCAAGAUACUCUUGCUUUGACAUUUGUUCGUGAAGUUGAAGAGUUAGGAUCCAGGAAGGUUGUCGAGCUUUGCCCCAAUGGGAGAAGUACUAUGGUGACUAGUAAAAACAGGGAGCAGUAUGUUGAGCUUCUUAUUCAGCAUCGCUUUGUCACAUCCAUUGCUGAGCAGGUAGCUCAUUUUGCUCAAGGUUUUGCGGACAUUAUAACUACCUUAAGGCUCCAGAAAUCCUUUUUCCAGAGCUUAGAUCUUGAAGAUCUUGACUGGAUGCUCCAUGGGAGCGAAACUGCUGUUUCUGUGGAAGACUGGAAAGCACAUACUGAUUACAAUGGCUACAAAGAAAGUGAUCCUCAAAUAUCUUGGUUUUGGAAGAUUGUUGGUUGCAUGUCUGCCGAGCAGAGAAAGGUUCUCCUCUUCUUUUGGACUUCAAUAAAGUAUCUUCCAGUAGAGGGUUUCGGUGGUUUGGCUUCUAGGCUUUACAUCUACAAAACCAGAGAGUCUUAUGAUCGCCUGCCUUCGUCACACACAUGCUUCUACCGUCUAUGCUUUCCUCCUUACCCAUCCAUGGAUGUCAUGCAAGAUCGACUUCGCAUUAUAACCCAGGAGCAUGUUGGUUGCAGCUUUGGUACAUGGUGACAUCUGUGAUCUUCUGGGACCUGAAAUCAACUGCACAUAAGAUAUGUAAUCAGCUUGUACAUAUGUAUAGGAUAUGCUCCCAUUUGGAACUUGACUGUGGUAAGGUUUUUUUGGCUGGUUUAAAUGGCGGAAGGUUGUAGUUCUAGUUACCCCCCAAACCCAAUUAACUUUAUAUAAGUAUAGUAUCUGUUAAUAAAGAAAGCAAGAAGGGUCAAGUUUUUCUUUUAAUUUCUAAUUCUAUUUCUUCCUUUUUUA
Messenger RNA from Nicotiana tabacum (common tobacco), 3107 nucleotides. The record is from RefSeq and is a predicted model, not a curated record. Lineage: Eukaryota; Viridiplantae; Streptophyta; Magnoliopsida; Solanales; Solanaceae.